UGUAUCUGUCAGAACCCUGCUACUAGAGCCUGGAUGUGGCUCUGAGUUUCAGGGUCACUGACAUUGAUAAGACACCUGCGUCCCAGGACUCGGAGGAGAAACGGCUGAUGGACUUGGCGGGGAAUUUGCGCGGGGUUUUACUGAGCGGGAAGAGACUGUUCAAAUGAGGGGGAGGGUAUAUAAAGGAGGGUUGGCCGGAGCCUCCCAUUCUUGGCUUUUCUGAUGUUCAUGUUUCCUACAGUAAAAGUUCCUGGUGAUACCACAGAGAGUCUCGUGUGUUCAUUCAGGAGCGGCUGUGGUGAGCUGACACUAAGCCAAGAAUACGGACACCAUCCCGCUGUAGCGGUGAGGUGUAACAUGCAAGUGGAGGAUGAAGAGCUCUUGGGCGCCGGAGGAGGAAGGUCGGAAAGGGCCACUCCCGAGACGGACGCUGAGUUCCACCAGCUGGCGGCCCUGGCGUCAUCCACCGCUUAUGCCCAGCCAAAUGGGGUAACCCAGAGGCGCGGAGUGGUGCGGGGAGAUAGCACCGGAGGAGAGGAAGGUUCACCUUCCCCAGGCCCGCAAAAGAUGGUGUUUCUGGAGGAGAGGAUGUCGGCGAUGGAGACCACCCUGGCAGUGAUGUCGAGGGCGAUGGAGCGCCUGGCGGUUUUGGCGGAGCCGGAGCGAGGAAGGGAACUCCGGGCUAGCUCAAUGUGGGACGUGAGCAUGGGAAGCAGCCAGGGCUUUGCAGACCUCCCAGCACCGAAGGGAAGGGAAAUGCGAAAGGAGCCCGGUGCCCGGCCCAAGAUCCAAACGAGCCUGACGCGGGUGGAGGAGAGUGACGACGAAGGGGAAAAGCCUCCGAGAAUCCCGGCUACGCUCCCAACUGAGACCCUGGUGCCCCUGGCGAAUGCCGGGCGUGGCACAGGACAAAGGGAAGCAGCAGCGGGGCCCACUGGCCCGCAAGGGGGCUUGCGACGGGCGGAGAAUUGGGGAUUGCCACCACAGGGACCCCUACCGAGACGAGAGGAACUAAGGAUCGAGUUUGGGGGAGAGUCCUCUGAACUGGAUUUUUUCCUGACCACGGUGAGGGGCUAUAUGGAGGACAAUGCCCACACUUUUAGAACGGAAUCCAGCCGGGUACGGGCCAUUGGUGCAGUGUUGAAGAGGGGAGCGGCCAGCUGGUACGUUCAACUACACGCGCGGCGCGACCCAUGUCUGGGGUCACUCCGACGCUUUAUGGGGGCCCUGGAGACCCGUUUCCGAGAUCCACUGGAGCAGAUCCGGGCGAGGGAGGAGUUGAAGACCGUCUCCCAGGGGCAGAGGUCGGUAUCUGAGUAUGCGGAGGAGUUCCAAUGCCUCGCUGAAAAGGUGCCGGAAUGGUCUGCAGUGACAAAGAUAGAACUCUUCAAAGAGGGGCUCAGGCGGGAGAUCCUCUCCUGGGCGGUGCAUCGUGAUGAGCCUGACACACUGCGCGGAUGGAUUCAGCUGGCGGGGCGCAUCGAGACAUCGCUGGCCCAGGCGAGGAGGCACCGAGGAGGGCUACAGCAGCGGCCGCAGAUGAAAGAGGGGAGCCGGAAGGAGGGAUCAACCCCAGCCGGGAGGAGAACGGAGCCGACAGGGAACGUGAGCACCAGCAGGAGGGGCUGCUUCGUGUGCGGCCGUUUGGGCCACAGGGCUGCCGAGUGCUGGCAGAGAAAAGGGGAAGGCGGAGGCCCGCCCAAACCAAGAGCCGUGGCAGGGAAACGCGCCGAGGAAGAACCACCGAUGAGGCACCACUCGGGGGGGUUGGACGAAGGGGAGGAGGACGCCAUGUCAGAACCCUGCUACUAGAGCCUGGAUGUGGCUCUGAGUUUCAGGGUCACUGACAUUGAUAAGACACCUGCGUCCCAGGACUCGGAGGAGAAACGGCUGAUGGACUUGGCGGGGAAUUUGCGCGGGGUUUUACUGAGCGGGAAGAGACUGUUCAAAUGAGGGGGAGGGUAUAUAAAGGAGGGUUGGCCGGAGCCUCCCAUUCUUGGCUUUUCUGAUGUUCAUGUUUCCUACAGUAAAAGUUCCUGGUGAUACCACA
Messenger RNA from Anolis carolinensis (green anole), 2050 nucleotides. RefSeq lists its product as uncharacterized. The record is from RefSeq and is a predicted model, not a curated record. NCBI's taxonomy places the organism in Eukaryota, Metazoa, Chordata, Lepidosauria, Squamata, Anolidae. The transcript has 2 exons. Gene Ontology annotation, molecular function: zinc ion binding; nucleic acid binding. Bases 223 to 1812 code for a protein of 529 amino acids.